GCCAUUUGCGUUUGUUUCUCUGCUAGUGCUCGCGACGAAGUACAGUGAAGUGUAAAUUUUGAACGUUAGUUUUACGAACGCGUUAAAAUAAACUACUUUAGGAUUUGCGUUGAGGAACAAUCUGAUUGGUUAAAACACGCAAAAUUGAACGGACGUAGAUUUGAGGCGGUUAUUUCUAGCUUGCUGGCAGGUCACCGAUCAUCUGGUGACUGUCGUAUGUCAUUGACCAGUUGCCGCACUUGAGUAAAAUGGGGAAAAAUCGUAAAAAACGUGCAAAAGGAAACCAAAAUGGCCAACCUCCGGGACCGGGACCUCAGCAGGGUGUGCGCCCUGCAGCAGCCGCUCCUGCGCCGCCCAGGCCAAAUCCUCCUAACGGAGGGGUUCGCGCUCCUACUCCCGGUCGCCCGACGAGGAAACAUCGUAAAAAACGUGCAAAAGGAAACCAAAACGGCAAACCUCCUGGACCUGGACCUCAGAUUGGGGUGCGUCCUGCAGCUCCUGCGCCGCCAAACGUGUGCUGGCCCAGGCCUCGUCCUCCUCACGGCGGGGUUCGCGCUCCUACUCCCGGUCGCCCGAUGGGUCUGCCGGGUCAAAGGUUUCCUAGGCCCCUACACAACUUCGGACCGCAGCCCUCGAGAAUGAUGAUGACGAACAACAUGGCCGUUAACAGACGCCCGCCGCUGCUUGGUGUUGAUCCGAGCUUUACAUUUGGACCGCGCUUCUGCCCACCACAGUUUGAUGAUCGACCAGGUUUCCCCAUGGUGAACCCUGGAUUCGCCCCGAUGGAGCGGUUUGGUCCAAGAAACCCACAUUUUAUGCAACCAAUGGAUGUACAUAACGUUCCUCUCUGUGGGAUAGCUUGUCCACCCCAAUCUCAGAAGAAAAAAGAUCAGCCGCCACUGAAAGACACCAAGAUCAAACUUCCCAAGACGAUGGCAUCAAAGUUAGCAACGUUCAAGAAUAUUACAGCAAACAUGCCCCUUGGACGCUCUUUGGGAGUCAUUUCAUUUACUGGUAAUAAUUGUGGUUUCAUUGAACGGGAGGAUCUGAAGAAAUUUUCAUUUGACUUUGAUGCCUUUUUUGGAAUACGAGCACACCUGGUGCCUGGGGUUAAAGUGCAUUUUACUGCCAUGAAAAAUCUGGGAAAAGAAUGUGCGGUUGAUGUGAAAGUGGCCCCAGGAGGAACAGAGGACAUCGACAGUACAGUGUAUGAAGGCGUUGUUACUACAGCCCUUCCUGAUGGCAAAGUCAAGGAGCCUAAUCCUGGCUGCGUCAGGACCAUUCUCUCUUUGGAUCCCAUUAAACUGCCCUUCGGAAAGCAGGACACCAAUGUGACUCUUCUGCUUUAUGAUCGUGUGGAGUUCCAGUUGCUGACAGAUCUUAUUACUAGGGAACAAAGAGCCACACACAUCAAACCAAAAAUACCAGAAACUUUUCAACUGACUAAGGAAAUCAGAGAGAUGGGUGUGAUCAUGAACAAGACUGAUGGAACCCUGACCAUUAUGACAGACACAUACAAUAACCUGACUGCUUCAGAUGCUGACAGUUUAACUGAAGAUAAACUUGAUGUCAUGGAUGAAGUGGAGCUAACUGUUAUAACUGUGAAUGACACAAAGAAGGCAGUCCGACUCAAAAAGCUUCCCGAGGGCUCUGUUACCUUUAAUCAAGCAAAAAGCAAUGAAAAUACUGGAGAAAAGGACAACACACCUGGCACAGCCCCUGUUAAAGACAAGUUGAAGCUGGUAACCUCAGAGACUGAUUCUCAAGACUCUGCUGUCUCCUAUGAUGUGAGCAGUGAGAAAUAUGGGGAUACAGUUGUCAAAAUCAUGCCAAAGAUUUCCCAAACACAGGAAAUGGAGCAGAAGUACAAGCAAGAGCCCGAUUUGGGCCAACCGGUUUCAACAGUCGAGGCCACAGAGAAAAGUUUAUCUUUUAAGUCAGGUGACGUGAUCACAAAAGCCACCAUGUUGGUCGGUGACAAGGACCAGAUCAACAUCUCAACCAACAGUGUAACGAAGGAGGAGUGUGCUGUCAACGUGGAUAUUCUGCCAGGCACUUCCCAGGCGGACUCUGAAGAGCAACGAAAGAUAGGGUUUGUAGUCAAGCUGAAUGAUAAUUCUGGGUUCAUCAAGACGCAACAAGUCCCGCAGCUAUACUUUGACGUGAGUGAGGUCAUGGAAGAGACCAAACUCACUUUGUUUGAGAAGGUUGAAUUUACUUUAGUACCGAAUGAAGCAGCUGGAGGGCGAAAUCAAGCUGUUAGAAUAAGAAGGCUGAAAAAGAGCGUCUUCACGGCUGCACCAAAAUUAGAUGCCUUUGGGAAGAAAGAGAAGAAGAAAAUGGCCAUCAAAUUGCUGAAGGAUCCAAAAGACUAUAUCAAAGAUGAGAUCAAAGCAGGGCACAAAAGCAGUGAAUCAAUGGAUGUAGUCAAGCCAAACAAGGGAAACGACAAGGCAUCACCAUCAAUGACACAUCUGAAGAAGGCAAGUGAAAUUAAACAAGAAAAGACUAAACCUAAAGGAGAUCGGGCGUGGAACAGAAGCAGGGAAGAUAGUAAACACCGAUAUAGUCGCAGCAGAAGCAAAGAGAGUGAUCGACGCAGAUGUAGUCGGAGCAGAAGCCGCAGCCGAGACAGAAGUAGCAACUACUACAGAAGGUGCAGAAGUUCCAGCCGUGAGAAGAGGGACAGCAGAUACAGGCGCAGCCGUAGUCGGAGCAGAGACCAUUCAGACAGAUACCGACGGAGUAGAAGCAGAGAUAGGAGCGGCCGAAGUGCCAGGAAGAGAAGUCGCAGCCCAGCUCACAGAGAUGAUAGGUACAAAAAACAAGGCAGUAGUAAAGAGUCCAGCAUCAAAAAAAGAUCCGAAAUCCCCGAGGACAAUGUAGGUGAUGAAUUAUUGAGAAAAAGGAGAGAGCUAAUGGAGCUCAAUGAGUUGAUUGCACGCAAGAAAGCUAUUGUCGCUAUGGAGCAAAAUGUUAAAAAAAUUGAGCCUGAGGUUGAGGUAGACAAUGAACGUGGAAUUAAAACAUUUGAUUAUCAACAUGUGCAUCAGGAGAAUGUGUGGAUGCCUGACCUAAAACCAGUCAAGUCCAUUUUAAAGAAACAAUCUGAACUUCCACAUCCUCAAUCUCAGGCUUCAAGCAAGGAAACUGCUGCUUUUGUAAAGAGUGAGAGUCUAGACAUACAGAUGGGAUGCCAUCGAAGUACGAGUGCUUUUGACUUAAAUUCACCCAUCUUCUCCAAAUUUAAAAGUGAUUCUGAGAAGAAUUUGACCACUAAAGAGUCGGAUAAAAUGCUGUUACCUCAAAGUGAGGAUCCAGAAUUGGUGAGGAAAAAGAAGCAAUUAGAAGAACUAAGUGAGUCAAUAGCACGCAAAAGAGCAAUAAUUGCCAUGGAACAGAAGACCAGAUCUAUUCGAGAUGCACCUGCAAUGGAAGAGGAAUAUGAGUUUGACUCACACUCAUAUGACCAUUUUGUAAUGUCUAAAGAGAACUUAUGGAGCUCUGACAUAAAAUCUGAUGUUCAGCCGAAAAAAUCAAUUUUGAAGAAUCGCUCUGAGUUUCUUAGCUUUCAGAGUCGCACAACCUCAGUUGAUGAGUAUGAUCAACCAAGUCAAGAUGAUUCUGCUUUUAUAAAACCACCCCCUCAAUCAACAUCAGCUGCUCUUUUAGAUAGGUCCUCAAAUCCACAGCCUGUUCAUUCAGAUACUUUGGGCUUAUUCAACAGGCUCUUAGAGUCUUCAGCAACCUUGCGUGAGACUGAACCUUCUCCUUUUAACAAGCCAGUUGUCCCACAAUCAGUCACGCAAGCAUCCGAUUUAAGAUCUGUACAUGACCCUAAACCUUCCAGAAUGUCUAAAUGUUUCAAAUCUCAAGAUGACCAGCACAGGGCAUCAUCUCAUCAGACUCAUGACCACUCCCAUAGCAGUAACCCUUCUACAAGUCAGUCCGCACCAUCAGAACAAAAGUGCAACCUUACAACACAAAUGGAGCGCUUCCUUGGUGCUCUCAACAAGGCAGACUCCAGUAUUGUAAACUCAUUGUUUCAAGAGGCUAGAAAAGAUCUGGCUUUAAUGGGCACCCAGAAGGCCCCUCAACCACACAUUGAUGGCAAUAUACCCUUCAUGGAUGAGUUAUAUGAUCCUUUUAAGGAAGAUAAUGAUGAGGAUCAGCCUCUCUUUAGAGUUGGGAGUAAUCAUUUUGUCCAAGAACAAAUUAAAAGCCUUGUGAAGACUGAAACCCAUUUGGAUGAUCUCACAAAAGAUGAACGCUUGCCUCAAGAAAGAGCUGUAAAGGAUGGUAGUGACACUUCUUGGCUUUUUGGAAUGCAUUAUGAUGUAGAACCUACUGCAAAAGCUGAGAGUAAGAAACCCUAUGGUCAUCAAUUGGUUGCAGAUAAUUGGAACACGCAUGAAGAAGAUCCAAAUUGCUUUAAGCGAAGGAAUCAGUAUGAAGGAGUCACUGAGUUGUAUGCAACAGAAAACCAACAUUAUGCUGAUGACAACAAUCUCUAUAAUGAGAAUAGUCAUUCUGUUAAAUACCAUGUCCAUCCAAAUGUCCAGAACUCUUACGUACAGGACAGUGAGAUGCCUGAUAGCAAGUUGAACAAAAGCAUAGCUAUUCAGCAGACUGAAGAAAGCAAUGAAGAUAAAGAAAAAAAGGCAGAGAACUUUGCAAAAAUUCAGAGUCUUCUUCAAACAGUUGGACUUCAUCUAGACACAGCAGAGGUUAGCAAAUUGGCAGAUAGGACAAAAGAGCGGUUGUAUGGUAAGACGAUAAAACCUCAUAGUGCAUCCUUUGACCAAAAAAGGGAGCAAUCAGUGAGCGAAUCAGAGCGAAGUGGUAGAAGUAGAGCAGAUUCCUCGGACUCUGAUGGCUUCCGUUCGGUUUCCCCAGCUCAGUCCUCUAAUCGUAAGGUUUACAUGAGCUACAAGGACUCUGUUAAAUACAGAGAUGAGCACAAAGUGGAAGAUGUAGACCUAACCAGCCUUAAAAGAACCAUAAUGAACUUGAAAUCAACAAAAGGCACACAAGAACCUUCCAAUCCUUCAUCUGAGUCGACAACAGUUUCUCAAUUUUCAUACCAACCUGCAUCCACAUAUGGUAUUCAAACAGCUCAACCUGUCAGUUCCCAGUAUGCUCAAAAUUUCACCAUUCCCACUUUAACUUCACAAUAUUCCUACCAUAGUAAUGAACAAAAUCUUUGGAGUUCUGCCUCUGCUUUGGAUAGCAGUCAGAACACUAAUUUGCAGUAUCUUGCAUACCCCUAUGGCUUUGUACCUCCACCCCCUACUAUAUGUCAUGCCAGUGGGUUUCAAGCAGUGGCUCAACAUAUGAUGCCUGCCUAUAGUUCAUACCCUACACAAAUGGGCAAUCCUUAUUCUGUGCCCCAUCCACUCACCAUGCCAAUUCCCUAUGGGCCCCCACCUAUCUCCAACCCUCUCCUCUCUUCUACGAAUUUGUCCUACCCAACCCUACAUGCUGGUCAAAACCUAAUUGACAUAAAGACGCAACCUGUUAGGUGUCUCAAAACAAUAGAAACUACAAAAAUAGUGAAAAUGGAAGAAGUAAUUGCAUCAAUUAAUGCUAAACCAAAGCCAAAAAGAAGAGGGAAAAAGAAUGCAAUGAACACUCAAGCAAAUAACAGUCCAGCAAAAAGUUUGCAGGACGCGGCGGGGAUAAAACUGGUUUCUACCAUAACCGAGGAUGACAUCAAGGCUAAACAGAAGAAACGGCUUGAACAGUUUAACCAGAGAAUGAAGCUGAAGAAAGAGCAGCAAAUGGAAGCCCUGCGAUCACAUGGACAAAAUCGGAAUUCUGCACCAGGUACAAGUACCCCCAGUGAGAAAAAAAAUGUGUGGAUUUGUGGCCACUCUCUGGUGUUUUGGGCUGAGAAGAGGGCUACAUCCCCUGAGUUUGGUAUGCAGUUGGGCAUGCACCCAGACAGCGUACGAAUCUGGUGGAAGGGUGUGCAGGGCAUGAAGUGGGAACAGCUCCUGCCUUUACUGCUCCAGCUCAAAGACAACUGGCCCAAACCUGACAUGCUUAUAAUCCACUUGGGGGGAAAUGACAUCAGCACAACUGCUCCAGAGGCCUUCGUUGACACUGUGAAGAAAGACCUGACCUCAAUGAAGAGCAUAUUCCCUGAAUGCCUGCUGGUGUGGUCCAACACCCUUCCACGACAAACCUGGAGGGGUUCAGAAGAUGGCAAAGAAAUAGACAUCAUUCGCACGGCCAUCAAUGACAGCAUACAUCAAAUUAUGACUGAACAUGGCGGCUCUGCUUUGAGCCAUAACAACAUUAAGCCAGAUUUGGGACUUUAUAGACCAGAUGGUGUUCACCUCUCAGGUAAAGGCAUUGAUACGUUCAAUCUGAACUUACAGGACUUUCUGGAGAAGUGGGAAAGUGAGACUGAGACGAAGAUGGAGACAUCUGACCCAUCGGUUUAACAUUUUUUUAUAAAAUUCCAGAAUUUCAUUUGUUUUAUUCUGCUAAUGCAAAUGCCACUUGUAAAUUGCCAUUUCUGUCUUGUACUUUUCUAACUUAAAAAUGCAUUGUAAUACAGCCUAGAAUGAAAUGUAAUCUGACUUUUUUUUCUAUGCAUGCAAACAUUUUGUUCAUCUGUUAGAUAAAGUUUUUACAUAUUUUGUUUUAUGUAUUCAGUUAAGUAUCAAAUAAAUGAGAAAAUGUAAUCACUUUACUGGACAGUAUUUGCUUUUUAAUUAAGAAUCUUAUUUUAUAACGAGAUUUUGCAAAUGUAAAGGGAUAUUUUUUUUUAAUGUGCCACUUAGUUAAAAAGGUAUGACUCUCAGUAGUUGCAAUUUUGGGGGGGGGGAACAGUUAUUAAUUCUUUAGAUCGUUCAAACCAACACAUCUAAAGAACUGGAGAGGUAAGUUUGUAAAUUGUUCAGGGCAGUGUUUGUUUAUUGCAUAUACAUUUUAAAGAAACCCCCUCCAAUUUCUGCUGGAUUGAUGACACCUGUCGUUCAUAAAGUUAUACACUUCUAUUGUGUUCAUUUGUUAUUUUGAUUAAUACCUUUUUCUAUACCAAAUAAGUGUAGUACUUUUUUUUUUUUUUGCCAUGUUAAAAUCCAUCCUGCACGUUUUUCCCAAAAUCAGCGCAGAAACUUUUUUUUGUAAUUUUAUUUUAAUUUUAUUUUUUUAAACUUUUUGUAUUUGAAAUUACAAUGACACCUAGCAGUGUGCAUGCAGCUUAAUUCAAAAUCAAUCGUUUUUAAUUACAGGUGCCAUUGUUGAAAUUCACUUUUCUCAAUAAUGAAUUUAAUCCAAGAGUUAAUGUCCAAUAACAGGGUGGUUACUGAGAUUGAGUAGUUUUCUAUAGAUCAUGUGAUCAUAACAUUGCAGCCCUUAUUAAGGGACCCUCUCCAUGAAGAAUAAAACUGCUUGCAUAAGAUUACUGAUAUGACUGAAAUCUUCAUCUCAUGUCUUAAUACCUAUGUUUCCAGUCUACUGUUACUGGACCUCGUCACUUCAGUUACAAUGGAAACCUCAAAAAGAGAGAUGAGAAAGGACAUUAAAUGAUGCCAGUGAGUUUUUGGCUCAUGUAUGCAUCAAGAAUAUUUAACAUACUCUAAAAUACCUGCAGUGAGGACAGUAUGGACGUCAUGGCUGCAACUGUGUGGUCACCAGUAUGGAGUUAUGGAAAGUAAACCUGUAUCUACUUCACACUUGGAUGCAUCAGAUAAGUUGUUUUGAUUAAGAGCUGCUCUUUUUGCUGAACUGAUGUUUUCUGUGUGAUGGGAUUCAUUGCCACUACACCUGCACACCGAGUAACAUUAAGAGUUUGGACAUAGAUAUUGGAAAAAUGUAUAAAAAGUUAUGUAUAAAUUAAUAUCUAAAUUUAUCUCUGUCCUGGCAUUGGUACAUUUAUAAAAUGUCCUUUUUCAGCACACUUAUUUUGUGUAAAUAAACUGCCACACUCAUCCAUUAAGAUAAGCAAUUUAAGUGUAAGAAUCAUACAAAUAACAGGAAUUCUGUCCUUCUAUCAGCACUAAUAUGCUUCAUUUUGACAGGAAAGGUUUUUAACAAAGUAAUGUUGCAGACUGGGU
Molecule: messenger RNA, 8069 nt
Organism: Xyrauchen texanus (razorback sucker)
Lineage: Eukaryota; Metazoa; Chordata; Actinopteri; Cypriniformes; Catostomidae
Exons: 18
Coding region: 249-6449 (2066 amino acids)
Source: RefSeq, a predicted model, not a curated record